AACAGCAAUGUUUUACAUAGGCAUUGACUCGGGUCCCUCUCAAACAGAACUGUGUUCCCACAGGUUUGUUUUUUUUUACUGUUCGGCUGGACGACCAAACAGGUUUUUUUUCAAACUUAGAGCUCGAAGAGCCUUCGGCUCAGCUCUUAGACAUCAACAAGUCCAAACCUCCCGCAGGACAACGAGGAUGACAACGGGCAGGGCAUGAACCCGGAACCAUUGAGUGAAAAUUAAUUAAUAAGGCGAAUGCACGGCAAAAAAAAAAUUCCGUUGUCACUAAUCUCAAUGUCAAGGUAAGAUAAAUGCAUCAAAAUGGCUGAAGAUUCAGAUGUUCCUCCAUUGGAGGAUAUGACAGAAGUUCUAAGGAAAGUUGAACACGUUCGUGAAGGUAUUUUAGAGAGUGUAGAUAAAAGACCAGAAACCAAACCUUCAACAGCAAAAGCACGAGCUAAAGUAAAAAAAAAUGUAGCCGCUCAUGUAAUAAAGCCUUGUGAUCAAGAUAAUUCUUUGAAAAAGUCUUCAGAGUCUACUGAUGAAAUCAAAACCCAAGUCUCUUCCUUAAAAUCAGAUGUAUCAACCUCUCCUAGUACGUCCACACAGCCAGUUAAAUCUACACAAAAUUCUUCAAAUGGAAUGUUUGGAGGCAUGAAAAAAGGAUUUCUUUUUGGCUCAAGUCCCAAAUCAUCAAAUACAUCAAAGCCUUCUGAGGUAACUGAGACAGCAGCGAAGGAGAAUGCUCAACCUCUUUCACCAUCAGAUGUGAAAAAGGAGUCAAAAAUUCAAAAGGAAGAUAAUAUCCCAUACAUCUGUCCAAAAACAGGCAAGACUGAAUCAGGUUUAACAUUAGAUGAAGUACAACAAGCCAUGUCAGAAACCAAAAGUCUUUUAAACAAUCAAGAUUGGAUCAAUGAUGAUCUUCUAAAUAAGUUAGAGAAAAAUGAGUUUCUGCUAAAAAGAUUCGCAGACCCACAUUUUAUGAAUGCCUUGCAAGAGUUCCAGACUAACCCUCAGGCAGCCAUGGAGAAAUAUAAAAGUAAUAAGGAAGUGGAGAAAUUCCUCAUGGAAUUUUGUGGAUUAUUAGGUGAUCAUUUUACAAAGAUUGGUGACAGUGUAUCUAAUCUUUCAAGUUCUGAGUCAAGUUAUAAGCCUCCUGCACCAGUCACAUCAACAAUCUCCUCAAAAGUGAAGCCUUCUUCUAAAAUUGUGGAGCUGCCUAGCAACAACACCAAAACUACAGAAGCUAAAAAAUCUCCUAAAAUUGUAGAAUUGACAUUACCUGAGAAAGACUCAGGCAAUAAUUUAGGCUCUCAAGCCACACCAAAAUCUGAUAUUUUGGAAUUAGAUCUUGGAUCAGUCCCUGGUGUUAAAAACGAGAUUCCAAAAAUUGAACCCAUUGACGAUAAACAAAUCAAAGAAUUGUUAAAUGAUUCAAAGGUUAUGGAAGUACUUCUAGAUCCUGAAGUCAUGAAUUUAGUGAAAACUUUAAAAAGUGAUCCUGACAAAGCACAUAGUAUAGUUGAAAAGGCAGAUGAAAGACUUCGUGACAAAAUUACUUUUCUUGUGAGCAAGAGACUGUUGGACUUUCAAGUUCAGUAAGACACUUGAGUAGGUUUGAAUUAAUCUCAAUGAGAUAAAGAGAGCUCUGUUUGUCAACUUGAACUAAGAACAAGCUGAUGCAAUACUUCUUGUGAUGUUUAGUUAACCAAACAACAAUUGUAUCAUUUUUAAAGCACUGAUAAACCAUAUACUGUCAUAGCUAUCAAAUAUUGAAAUUAAUUCAUUCCUGUUCUUUGAUUUGAAUGCUCUGCAGCCUUCAUCUCAUGUAGAAUCUCUUAAGAAUUUGGAAUGUUUAAAAAGUAUUUAAGACUAAGACUGCUUUAUUGAUCCUUAUGGAAAUUAGUUGUGAUUACAAGGACUCAUCUCAUAUAAAGACAAUGCAACAGAAACAUACACAUAGAACAGACACAACAUAGAGUUCAUUCAGCGACUACACACACCAUCUUUGUCCUUUUCAUGUUUCUUGAUCAACGAAAAGCGUUGAUAUAGUCUGACUGAGUAAGGUACAAACUAGUUUUUGUAUCGCUCUGUUAUUGUCUUGAUUGACAGUAGUCGCCCAUUUCACGACGACUUGACGUAGUUAUGGUGGAGCAGGUGGCUGUUGUCUUCCAAGAUUUUUCCAAUUUUUCUUAGACAUUUAUGUUCAAAAAGUGGUAAUGUUGUGCAUGUGAUUUUUUAUGCCCUUUUUAUGUUUUCUAGUCGGCGCAACAGUUUAGAUGAAGCGUUGCCUUGUCAACAAGUUAUUCCGUAUGUUAGCAGAUUUUGCAUAAUCGCGACGUAAAAAUUUUCUAGCAUCUUCUUAUUUCAUUCUUGUUAGAAACAGUGUCUAGAAUACAUUAAUGUUUAUUAUGGUUUAGUUUAGUUCUUGAGAAAAUCUGUAACUACUUUUUAUCUCAUUAGAAUCAGAAUUGAAUAAAAAUAACUAUUUCUCAUCUCUUUUAUAUAGUGACAUUUAAAGUUUUAUUACACUAUAAUGGCUUGUUAACCUUUUGAUUAUAGAGUAAUAUUUGUAGUCUGAUAUUUGAAGAUCUUUAAUAUAAUUAUUUAUAAAUUCCUAAAUCACUUGGACUUCCUUUUGCCAUAGUUUUAACAUUUUUUUAUUGUGCUUUCUUCUUUAUACCUGCUGGUCUAUGGUGGUCCAUUCUUAAAAAAUAUUUCACAUUCAUCAAUUUUACACUGUACCCAGUUUGUUUAAUUGUCUACAUUAAGGAAAUCAUUUCAUUGUUGUUGGUUUUUUUUUUUUAAUUAUUUUUUCAUUUCCAGUCCUCGCAACAGAUAUGACAUUAAGUUUCAAUAACCAGUUAUAGAAGGAAAAAAAAAAUUUUUUUGAUCUUUGUCAAAAGAUUGCAAGUAGAAAUAUAUUUAAAAAUAUAAAUUUGUAGAGACAUUUGCCAUUUCUGAAAAACGUGCUUUCAAAUUUUUUAAUUUUAAAGCGAGGUGUGCUUAUUGUACAUGCAUACAUAUAAUUUUUUUGUUUUCAAAAGGAAGUUUGUGUACAUCUAUAAAAGCCAUGGGUGGUAUCUAUAACAGUUUGUGUCUAAAUGUAAUGUGAGAGCAUGACUAACUCACAGGUGCUUCUUACAAGUUUGUCUGUUACACAAAUCUCUUUAUUCAUUUUUUUUUUUAAUUAAUAAGUGAAGUGAUUGAUAAGAAAUAUUUUUAAAAUAUAUAUAAUGUUAUCAAUAUUUGUUUAUCUGUUAUGAUAAUUUUUUUAAGAUGUCAUUCUUAGCUGUCAUGCAUUCAGGUGUCAGUAAGAAGACAGCUUUAGAUUUAAUCUGCACCACACUUCCUUUACAGUCAUUGUCAGACUCUCCAAACAUUGUACUUCAUUUACAAACUUCCACCUGCCAAAUGUUGACCUAUAUUGACAGAUUGACUAUCCUUCAAGUUUUAAUACAGUUUUUCUACAGAAAGUUUUCUUACACCCAAUCGUUGCAGCAGAAGCUUAAAAAGUCUAAACCCAAAGGAAGGCUAUUAAUAUAUGAUUAACAUAAAAUAUAAAGAGAUUUGAUGAAUUAAAACAAAGUAAACAAACAAUAUUAUAACAAUGCUUUAAAUGGCAGUGUUAAUGUCAUUACCACUCAUUUCAUUCAUUUAUAAUAUAUAUAUAUAUAUAUCAAUCCAGUUGCAUGCGUAGCUGAUCUAUGAUUUGCCUUUUUAUUAUAAUAAUGUUUAGUAUUUAUUUUCCAGCAAGAUUGUAAAUGUGUGCAUCUGAAUAAUGAAAAGUUUAAUUAAAAAUCAUGUUUAUUUGAAA
Biomphalaria glabrata is the source of this 3811-nucleotide messenger RNA. RefSeq lists its product as uncharacterized. NCBI's taxonomy places the organism in Eukaryota, Metazoa, Mollusca, Gastropoda, Planorbidae. The transcript has 6 exons. Bases 313 to 1596 code for a protein of 427 amino acids. The record is from RefSeq and is a predicted model, not a curated record.